AUGAAACAUCCAGCUAACAGUCGCGGAUUUAACGUGACGCCUGAAAAGGCCGUUCAGUUCACCAAAAUAACAGUAUUUUUAACGUGUGCAUGGCCACCGAGUAAUGAAUCGCGACUAUUUAAACUAUUCAUAUAUUUUUCAAUUUUUCUAUCCAUUGCAUUAUUUUUACCUCUAGUAGUUUCUAUUAUCAAGUUUUGCGAUAAUUUUUUCAUCGUAAUGAAAUCGGUAAUUUUUAUCUGUGGCAUCACCAAUUAUGUCGCCAAAGUAAUUACCGUUAGAAUUUACCAAAAAGAAUUUCAGCAACUUGGAUCAGCAGUUGACGAUUUCAUCAACAAAGCUAGUGUCAGUGAAAAGCAAGUUUUGCAAAAAUAUGUCGACAAAUGCUGGAAAUUUCAGUUAUUCAUGACAUGCAGUUAUUAUUUGACAACAACAGGGAUAAUUAUUGGACCUUUAGUGCUACCUCAAAAAUUUCCUACUGACGCAGUGUACCCGUUUCCGGUGGAUAAUCAAAUUAUUUCACUUAUGGUUUACUUGCAUCAGUGCAUUGUUGGGUAUCAGUGCUCAGCCGGAAUGGCUUUGGAUUGUCAAGCUGCUUUAUUUAUCUGGUACUUGAGCGCCAAAUUUGAAUUGCUUAUUUCAGAAACUAAGAAUGUAGUAACUUAUAAUGAGUUGCGUCAUUAUAUAAAAAAGCACCAAGAUCUACUAACAUACGCAGAGGAGUUGAUUCGCCCAACGCGCGUAAUGGCUUUUUCUACUGUUUCAGUGACUAAGAUCGGAAUGAUUUUUGGUGGUGUUUUUUUGAUUUCAGAUGAACCAUUGGCUGUAAAAAUUCAAUUUGGAAUAAUGGUUAUAAGUACGACAGUUAAUAUUUAUGUUUGCACUUGGGCUGCUGACUAUUUGAUAACUAUUUCGAGUUCUACCUUGUCAGACGAAAUCUUCAGCACAACAUGGAUGCAUGGACCAAAAUUAAGAAAAUUAUGGCUCAUUGUUCUUCACCGGGCACAAAAACCCGUUGUUAUAAAUAUUCCAGGUCUUCUCAAGACACUUUCCAAUGAAUAUUAUUCUGCGUUUCUGUCAGCAGCGUUUUCUUGCUUCGCAACAAUUCGCGUUGUCGUUAAUUCUUAG
Messenger RNA from Microplitis demolitor, 1125 nucleotides. RefSeq lists its product as uncharacterized. The record is from RefSeq and is a predicted model, not a curated record. The coding region runs from base 1 to 1125 and encodes 374 amino acids. Lineage: Eukaryota; Metazoa; Arthropoda; Insecta; Hymenoptera; Braconidae. Gene Ontology annotation, cellular component: plasma membrane. Gene Ontology annotation, biological process: detection of chemical stimulus involved in sensory perception of smell; sensory perception of smell. Gene Ontology annotation, molecular function: olfactory receptor activity; odorant binding. The transcript is spliced from 6 exons.